Molecule: messenger RNA, 2346 nt
Organism: Ixodes scapularis (black-legged tick)
Lineage: Eukaryota; Metazoa; Arthropoda; Arachnida; Ixodida; Ixodidae
Product: MAM and LDL-receptor class A domain-containing protein 1
Exons: 15
Coding region: 253-2346 (697 amino acids)
Cellular component (GO): membrane
Source: RefSeq, a predicted model, not a curated record
UCCAACGCAACCAUCGUCGCCGAUAACGAUGAACCGAGGAUUAGGUCCCACUUCCGUUUUUUCCUCCAACUCACAUUGGGCGAUAUAGGCCUUGCAGUGUCACGUAUCCGCUGCGGAUCUGCAUCAUCAUUUCGAUUUUCUCCCUUACACCUGAAUACUAAUUGUGGGACUCGCUGCUUACGGCACGCAGGACAUGUCCGCCGGCUACUAGAAUUCAGCCGAAAGCCUCUUCAUCAUUCGCUUAGCGCCAAGAUGGCGCUACGGCGCGCUAGGUCGGCACGUCUCUGGCUUCUGGGAUUGACUUUUCUGGUUGGAGUCACGAACGGCCAAACCGAUGAUCCGCAAGGCGAGUCUAGGUGCGACUUCACCAACGGCAUCUGUGAGUCCUGGACUACUUCAGAGUGCUCGACCAAUGGCGGCUGCUUCAAAGCGGUCCAGGCUCGAAACACCACCGACGGACCAAUCAGAGAUCACACGAAAGGCACAGAGGACGGAUGGUACGUUGCGGCUGUGUUUCCGCCGGGCACGUGGACCGUCCAGAAACCUGCUGUCCUUCAGCGGAUAACCCCGGGUCCAUUCUGCUUCACCGGCUGGUACCACGUCUCGGGCCUUCGGUCCCCCGUGCUGACAUUCGCGGCGACUGCCCUGACGAGGCGAGGUGCCUCGUACUCGACCGAAGACACGGUGUUCCUAAAGGCGGACUUCUCUCAGACUCGGCUGUGGCAGAAGGUGGUCUACGAGGAGGACCGUAGCGGCAACGUAACGAUUUUCAUCAGUUCCUCGAAUGCCCUCAACAGCCUUGUCGGGCUGGAUGACCUGUCUAUUGUACCAGGAAAAUGCCCACCAGCCAAUCAUGAUGGAUCGUGCACUUUCGACUAUAAGGACCAAUGUGGCUAUACCAGUUCUAGCCCCAAGGGCUCGUGGCACCUCAAGACACGGUAUUUAAUUCCCCAAAAGGGCAUGGCCCUAGACGAUCACACAACCGGAACACCCGUUGGUGGCUAUAUGUAUCACAGAGUGGACGCCUACAAAACGACAUCUGCCGAGUUGACGUCGCCGCCGCUGGCCAAACCUGCGAAGCCGACGCGUUGCCUGAGGUUCUUCUACUACGCUGUCAGAGGUUCGAGUGGACUCGAGGUUUCGGUGGAGUUCCAGAGAGGUGUUUCGGGCCUCUCUAACAACUUCAGAAACCUCCGAAAUGUGUCUAAGCCAGUGUGGAGCAGAUACAGAACCAGCCUCGUACCGAAUCGAUGGUAUCCUGCGGAAUCUACUUUCUCUGUGGAAGAAAAUCAUUGGUUGAAUUUUCGCUGCUUCCUGGACACGCCCAUCAAGGUUUCAUUCUUCUGUGCCAUCGACGAUAUCGAAGUCUCUGAUUGCAGUGUCGAAGGACAGCAGUUUGGCUGCAACUUUGACAACGGAUCUAUGUGCGGCUGGGAGUCGAGCAGUGAGCCGGGGCUCAUCCGCUGGACCCUCAGUGACCUGGCCAGUGGACGGCCAUUGGCACUAAGAAAAGACCGAACCACUGGCUCGCCCCUAGGUGGCUUUGUAUAUGCCGAAAACAAGGCGCGGGAAGUUGCCAAGGCGAGACUCUCCAGUCCUCUCUUGGAUUCGAGCUGGAAUGAAGUUGCCUGCUUUUCAUUUUGGCACUAUACUGUGGUUAAGGAUAUCACGACCAGCGUUACAUUGAUGGUGACCUCUGCCUCUGGAGACGUUUUCUGGUCGAGUAACGGUGAACUGAAGAAGUCCUGGAGUCAUCAAGUGAUCUUGCUGCAACUUCAAGAUCUCAAAAAUGGGCCUCCCGAGAGAGUGUUCCUGGAUGCCUCGCUGAACAGCAGUUUGAUUGCUGUCGACGAUCUUGUCCUUAGCCUCGGUCACUGCCCUUCCUACCAGAAUGGACUGAGCUGCGAUUUUGAGCGUGGACCCUGCACUUGGACCAACACCUUGCGAACUAGAAACUCGGCUACAUGGAGGAUACAGAGUGGAUCUGUUCGCACAUCUCUUGCACAUCCACACUCGGACCACACCCGCAACAGCACAAAGGGGUCUUACAUGUUCCUGAGCGCCCUUGCCCGGGCUUACGGACAGAGAGCAGAGCUGGUCAGCGAGGUGGUGUCCUUUGGAUCGCCAGGCAGCCUGUGCAUGGACUUCUGGUUCAAUGUGGGUGGCUCCGGUCAUUCACAACUUCAGGUUCUCACAGCAGUGGACAGUACUGGCUUCAACGCUGUCUGGAGUUUCAAGGACGACACCGCAGGGCACUGGCUUCGCGGACAGAUGAAGGUCUCCCUAGGACACCGGGUUGGUAUCAUGCAACAUUUUUUUUCACUUUCUUGUUUUGUGUACUGUUGA